This is a messenger RNA of Acanthochromis polyacanthus (spiny chromis), 4560 nucleotides long. RefSeq names its product solute carrier family 37 member 1 (gene slc37a1). The transcript has 20 exons. Gene Ontology annotation, molecular function: glucose 6-phosphate:phosphate antiporter activity. Gene Ontology annotation, cellular component: endoplasmic reticulum membrane. Gene Ontology annotation, biological process: phosphate ion transmembrane transport; glucose-6-phosphate transport. Bases 288 to 1958 code for a protein of 556 amino acids. Lineage: Eukaryota; Metazoa; Chordata; Actinopteri; Pomacentridae. The record is from RefSeq and is a predicted model, not a curated record.
GUGCGUGCGUGCGUGCGCACGCGAGUUCGCUGCGCGUGUGGCUCUGAGGUGACAGUCUCGAGCCUUCACACAAGGAAGUGGAGGAUAUAUCGUAGAACUGAAGCCACAGACGAACAGAAAACUUGAUCGACUUGAUCGUACAAGACUCCUGACUUUUCUAUCCAGCCGCGCUGCUUCAUAUGAGAGCUGUCUCCCAUUGAUGCUGAUUUCACAGCAGCUUCAUCAGCGAAGGAGAUGAGCUGAGAGAGCCCCACCAUGUCUGCACAUACCUCAGCGUCCUCCUUGGCAUGAGGACAUUUGUAAUGCUGCACUCACAUCAACUGCCUGUUAAUUUGAUAAUUCAUUAUCUGCAGCCAAACAUGGCUCCAGUCCCUCCAGGCGUCCUCAUACUGGUGUCCUUCAACAGAGACCAAUGGUACAAAGCUCUUACCUUCGUCCUCACCUUCCUGCUCUACACCAGUUUCCAUCUCUCCAGGAAACCUAUUAGCAUCGUUAAGAGUGAGCUUCAUAAGAAGAACUGCUCAUCCUUAAGUGAACUAGCCACCAUUGCCUCCAGCAGCAGCCGUAUCCAGCAGCCCUCCCUGCCAUCACUCUAUACAGACAUAGACUGCGGCUGGAAGCCUUUUGAUAAAAGCAACUACAAACAGCUGCUGGGAGCUAUGGACUACUCCUUUUUGUGUGCCUAUGCAGUGGGAAUGUACCUCAGCGGCAUCAUUGGAGAGCGCCUGCCCAUUCGACUGUACCUAACAGUAGGCAUGCUGACCAGUGGACUUUUUACCUGUCUGUUUGGACUGGGUUACAUCUACAACAUCCACAGUUUGGGCUUCUAUGUAUUUGUCCAGGUAGCCAAUGGCUUGGUCCAGACUACUGGCUGGCCCAGCGUAGUGACCUGCAUUGGCAACUGGUUUGGAAAGGGAAGGCGUGGACUCAUCAUGGGGCUUUGGAACUCCCAUACCUCAGUCGGAAACAUCUUGGGCUCUCUAAUCGCAGGCUACUGGGUCUCCUCCAAUUGGGGCAUGUCCUUCAUUGUACCGGGGCUUAUUAUUGCAUUCAUGGGUGUCAUCUGCUUUCUCUUCCUCAUUGAGCAUCCUAAUGACCUGAAAAGCAUGUAUCCUCAAAAGUCGUCUCCAGGCAAUAGGGUUUCAACCAAAAAUUGGAAUGGAGUAAAUGGCCACACCGAGGUAUAUCUGCAGUACAAGGGAAACAAUAACCAGAGCAACGAUACAGAGCUGCUGUUGCCCAGGGACAGUGUGUGUGUCCCUGUGCAGCCUGUUGUUGUGGUGAAGAGUGAAUCAGAACCAUCUGCUAUCAGCUUUAUGGGAGCCCUACGAAUACCAGGAGUGAUUGAGUUCUCUCUGUGUCUGCUGUUUGCUAAGCUGGUCAGUUACACUUUCCUCUUCUGGUUGCCACUCUACAUCACCAAAGCAGCUAACCUGGAUGCCAAGAAAGCUGGAGAUCUCUCAACCCUCUUUGAUGUGGGAGGAAUUGUGGGAGGAAUCUUGGCAGGAGUGAUCUCCGAUAAACUGGGAAAGAGAGCCACUACCUGUGCAGUAAUGUUACUGCUGGCUGCUCCUACACUGUAUGGCUUUUCCAUGAUCAGUAAAUUCGGUCUAGGACCAACUAUUGGGAUGCUGUUAGUGUGUGGAGGCCUUGUGAAUGGGCCAUAUGCCCUUAUCACAACUGCAGUGUCUGCUGAUUUGGGGACCCACAAGAGUCUGAAAGGCAAUGCCAGAGCAUUAUCUACUGUCACUGCUAUCAUUGAUGGCACAGGAUCUGUAGGAGCAGCACUGGGCCCCCUGCUGGCUGGACUGUUAUCUGCUGGUGGCUGGGAUCAGGUCUUCUACAUGCUGAUGACUGCUGACUUCCUUGCUCUGCUGCUUUUGCUCCGGCUCGUGUCAAAAGAGGUGUUCUCAUCUAAGUCCCAUCCUAUCUCUGCUGUAGAGUUGAAGGAACACUGAGCACUUUGACUGCACUGCCUCCGUACUCACGUGCGCACACACACGAAGUGCAUUGAAACCACUUGUCUACAUUUGACUUUGACUGUGGUUAUGUCAAGAACUGGACUGGACAUAUUAAUUCUCACAUAGGUCCAUAAUGAACCAACACGUGUAUCUAUUAGCAUGCAGACACACUGCUGAGGAGGAACUGAGGUUUAGGCUGGUUGACCAAACAGAACAUCAGCAAAUUUCAGACUGGGUUGUAGUCUGAACUUACUGUACUUGUUCUGUGCAAAAGAAUGCACAUGUAGUCAUCUUUUUGUCUCCUUUUCAACUCUUGAACUCAGUUUGAACAUGAACCAACUGUGUGUUUAAUCUACAGAUAUAUAAAACUGGCCUUACUUUUGAUAUUAGUAUCGGGACUGAAUAUACUAGCAGCAAUGUUUCUUUAAGUAGCAGUGUUUGAAAUAGCAACUUCCACAGCUGUAUUCUUAUGGAUUGUUCUCUAACUAUGGAUACCGUCUGUUCUUAUCCUUACAAACUCAUCAGACUCUGAUGAGACAUCUGUCACUUUACCAGCCAAGUUUACAUCUAAACUAAACCAUCUUAACAGGAACUAUUCAUAGAUUUAUACCUGGACCCAGCCUUUCAGUGAGACUAUGGCACAAUCUUCCCUGGAUUCAGACCUGCAAAUUACUGUGGUUUUGUGGUCUUUGACAGCUUGAAAAACAGCCAACAAUCGGCAUUCAUGGGACUGAAUAUGAAUAUGGUCUUCAGAAUUGGGGAGCCUUGCCAGAUCUAGUAAAAUUUGCCACAAGCAUGUAGAUUUUUGCAAUUCAGAAAUCUUUAGUUGUACAAAAGCAUGAACCUUUUCUCACAACUGUUAUUGAAGCAUGCAUGUAACCAAACAGUGAUUUAAGAUGGAUUUAUGUAACAGUCACUAAUGACUUACUAAAGCAGACAACUAUAUUUGAUUAGAAACAAAUACAUUUUUGUUGUUUAUGCACUACAUGUUAGCUAGCAUGAGACCCUUAAGUAACCAAACUCAUAAGGCUACUAUAAUAGUUUUCUGCUCUUUAAUUCAGUGGCAAAAAUACAUGACAACAUAUAUACUUUAGUUUUAUUGUACUGCAUCUUCUACUCCACCCAAGUAUUUAUUAUCCAUUCCAAAGCACUUGUACCAUUGUGGUACUCCAAAGGGCCACCAAAACUGGCAACUCUGCUGUCAAUGAGCAUUAGUCCCAUGUUUGUGCCCUGCACUGCCAUUUGUGUAUGAAUAGUCUGGUGUAUUUUAGAGAUAUUGUAUAUUUGACUUAUGAUUCAGUUAUUUGAUGUCAUGCGGUACCACCUAUUCAAGCAUGGCAAGCCACAUGAAGGUUAUAACUUGAAAGUAGUUCCUAACGAUAUAGAACUACAAGAACGAUGUUUCUCUUGGUCCUUGUUUUUGAAAUACCGUACCUUCUUUUGUUCUACUUUCAACGUGCAUACCUCCAGCUAAAGAAAUAUAAACAGAUCUAUCUACAUGGAUAAGUUUCAUUAGAGGGAUAAGAGGAAACACUAUAUGUUUGUCUGUAAAUAUGUGGACUGACCCUUUGGAAAUGUUUAUAUCAUCCCACCUUUAAGCAGGUGCUUUUAAACUUCCAGUACACUGUGUGUUUCCAUGUGACAUGACAGUCUCCCCACUGUGUCUCUGUUUUUACUAUUUAAAUUAAUACUGACCACUAUGACUGUCCUGUGUUUGUGGAAGUUGCUGUUUCAGUGUCACCUUUGCCUUACCAAAGAGACUAUGGGAUUGUAGUGUAAUUUAAAUAACAGACUACAUAUUUUGCAAAUGAUUUAACUUAUUUCUGUUAGUUUUGUGGUGUUUGAUUAGUUUUUUCCCUUAAUUUUGUUAUUAAAUAAAGUCACCAAAGCUUUUUUCUUAUAUAAUAAUUCCGGGUAUAAUGUGUUUACCUGUGUAGGAGUCGGGGGACGAGAUAUUUUGAAUGUAUAGUUGGCAAAUCUUAUGGUUAUAUUUUACAGUGCAAUGUGGACAAGUAAAGUUGUUGUUUUAGCCUUUGAUGCGCAGUGUGGGUCUGGAGAUACCCAUUUGGAUUUGGGUCACUUUUGACCCAUGUUGCACAUCAAAGGCUUAAAGCAAUUCUUAGAAUAGGAUUUUCAGUACAUUUAACUCUUCCAAUUUGUGAUCUUGUAAACAUAAAAAGUCCCUUCAAUCAAAGUUAUGAAAUGAAGACAACAUGCAGCGCUAAUAUUAAGUGAUUUUUUUUUCAGGUUUGUUUAAUAUUUAUUAAUGUAUUAUGUUAUUUUUUGUCUAUCAUCAAAAUACAGAAAUCUGUUAAUGUUACAUGAAUGUAAAUCUUCAGUUCUGGGAUCGUUUCCUUUUAAUGGUAGAAGUAUUGAAACCAUAUCCUGCUAUCUUUACAACAGGGUCACAUUUUGUGUACAUUUGUUAUGUGUCAGUGGUAGGCCUAGUACUUGAAACACUGUGUGCCUUGUUUGUUGUUUGUCUUCUUGCUGGGUUAUGGAUUUUUGUAUUAAAAGAAAUUAUUGCAGAUUUCUAAAAUUUGGAGUUGAUGAACUUCAACAGCAUUCUAGGAACAAAAUAAACUAUUUGUUUUCUUCA